Rotaria sordida is the source of this 3489-nucleotide messenger RNA. The record is from the annotation of a GenBank genome assembly. NCBI's taxonomy places the organism in Eukaryota, Metazoa, Rotifera, Eurotatoria, Philodinida, Philodinidae.
UGAGGUCUAUCAUUUGGACAUAUACUCGAUCCAAAAGCGAGGGGACAAUUGGGGAUGUUCCCUCGUAAGCAAUACAAAAAUCUUUUUAGAUUUGUUAGAACUUUUCUUGUGUAUUAUUCGUACUUCAAAGUAGGGCUGAGACAUAAAAGAAUGCAAUACAGUUCAAUCUGGGUCCUAUCAAAAAGCAUCAACUUGUUCGAUUUUGAACUCUAGUUUUGUUAUUAAUCUCAUAUUUCGAUUACAAAACUAAUUUUAUUUUUUCCAGAAAAAUGUAUUAAAUAUUAUCGUAUGAUAUAUUAAUACUAAAUUAUCUAUAAUCUAAGAAUAAUCUACAAUUAAAAAUCUUUUCGAUUUUUCAAAAUUCAUCUGCGAACGAUCAUUAUAACAAUAUGGAUCGAAAAAAAUGAUUGUAUUGUUGAAAGAAGCGUUUUACAAUAAAAAGAAACUAUAGUAUUGUAAGAUUUCUGAGCUUCAUAACUAAAUUUAAAUUUGAGACCAGUGUCCGACACCGGUCACUUUUUUUGUGACCCGAUCCGACCCGAGCUCAGAAAAAUUAGACCCGGCCCGACCCGAGCCGAGCUCAAAAAUGUUUUUCGUAACCCGACCCGACCCGAGGUGAGGGAUAGUUUUUGGCCAAUCAAAGUGAGUUUUUUUCAGACAUUGACAAUCCUCUUAGUAAAUCGAUACAUAUUCUAUAGGUAUUUGAAAUAACGAAAUGAUUAUCUCAUCUAGAAUUGCUACUUUCCUUAUGUGAAGUUGGGAAUUCGUAAAACUUUUGUGACCCGAUCCGACCCGAGGUCAAGUAUGUUUUUCGUGGCCCGACCCGACCCGACCCGUGUCGGACACUGUUUGAGACUGAAAUAUUUAAAAAUAACGAAAUUAUAAGCGUGGGAUAGAAAAAAAAAAGAAUAUAUUUUGCUUUUAAACUAAUACUUUACUCUUGUUUUAGUGGAUUCUAAUCUUCUCAAAGUGACGGAGUACUUAUCUCAAUUAAAAUCAAUAGCAUUGGAUAUGGGUGAUAAGAUAGGGUCGCAAAUCAAACAAAUCGACCGUUUGUGCAAACCAUCAUUAAAACGGCUCCAAAAUGUGCUCUGUGAAAAGUCAACAUCUGUACCAUCGCCAUUACUAUCAUUGGCACCAACUGAAUUUCAACACGAAAUCUCUAUGAAUAUUGCAAAAUCGACAACAUCUGUUUCAUCAUGUCUUGUUGAUAUUAAUCCAAAUAAUGAUAUGGCUAAAAUAUCACCGAUUCCUUCAUCAUCUGUGACUUGGCAGUCGCCUCCUCCACCACCACCACCACCAUCACCCCCACCAUUUGUACCACAACAACUGCAAUUCAGACAAAGACAAAUGGCAAGCAGACGUAGAGAUGGAAUAUUAAAGUCAUCUUCGCUGAUCAGACCCACAUUUGAUGCACCUAUGAUGACUUCCAUGUUCCAUACAAUUGUUCCCGAUGGACUUUCUAGAGUAUCACAAGAAUCAUCUAGCGAGACGAUUCCAAAGACGAUAUUAUCGGUUUCAUGGAGAAGAGAAUUGCCUAUCAAUCGAUGUUCAACAAUGACCGAUACUAUGAAUAACAAAAAUCCGUUUUUUAUACCUACAGAACCGCAACCGAUGCAAGCAUAUGCGCCUGUGUUUGGAAAUGCUGCUUUUAAUGCUAUCGUUUCUACUCCUCCUCCUCCUCCACCACCACCACCACCACCACCUCCUCCUCCUCCUCCUCCUCCUCUACCUAAACUACCGCAAAGACAAGCACCAUCAUCAUCAAAAUCUUUACUAUCACAGACGGCUUCAUCGCGGUCUCUUAUCCCAAGCGACUACAUGCAGACACUAAAAAUUCAGUCGAACGGAAGUGCCCCAAUGGUAAAGAAACUCACUGGUAAACAUGAUGGUAGAGCUGCUGCUAUGGUCGAAGCACAAAGUUUGAAGGAGAACACACAAAAUGAAGUAUUAGCAUCGGUUUCGUCUUGGCUCUCUUUAAAGCAAGAUAUAUCAUCUGAUAAGGCAUCUGGAAAAGUUACCACUCCAAUAAAAGAAUCAUGCAAAAUCGCUAGCAAUAAUCUCGAUCGUAAUGCUAUGCAAGGCUUGGAAUGUGUACGUUCAGAAUAUGCAUCGAUAUUCAAUCGAAUAAGUGAAACAGAUACCCUUCACAGAAUUAAAGAAAAACAGUAUAGCCCUCAUUCAAGAAUAAUAGCAGAAGCUUCAGAAUUGAAUGCACCGAUCCAUGAUCUACUCCUCAUCGAUGUUUGUCCACUUAGUAUAGGCAUUGAAGAUAUUCAUGGUUAUAUGCACAAAAUAAUUUGCCGUAAUACAAUGAUUCCAACACGAACUCAACUUUUCCCACUUUUCACUAAUGCUUAUGCAUAUCAAGCGACAGCUACUAUUCGUAUAUUUGAAGGUGAACAUUACCUCACGAAAUACAAUACGCUCUUAGGUAUAUUCAUUCUUAGUGGUUUAACAACCAAUUUUGCUGCGAGAACUUUGGAAAUAGCUAUUCGUAUGAAUAUUGAUGUCAAUGGUGUACUUCGAGUCGAUGCUGAAGAGCCACGUUCAAGUGCUAAAGCUUCAAUCACUAUCAAUGUCAAUGCUCAAACGAAAUUAUCGAGAGAUGACAUUGAACGACAUCUUACAUUUGUUCAAAAUGAUCCAAAUUUCGCAGCUAAAUCUAGUCAGUAUUUAAAAAAAAUGAUACUUACUUUUGUUCAAUUUCGUGUUUUAGUUCAUGAUCACAAACUUGGUGAUACAUUAUACAUGCUUGAUGGACAAAUUGAGACUAUAAAUCAUAACUUUUCGGGUGAACUUACUACAUCUUACGAUCGAAUUCCAGGUAUUCCACUUCUCGGUAAGCUCAAAGAAGUUCGUUUUACAAAAACUAUGAUUGAAGAACUUUUUCAACGUCAAUCCAAGAUAGACGGUUCAUUUAUGUUGAAUAAAGAUUUGGCUGAUGUACUUCAUAUUGACAUCGAUAUUUUCAAUAGUCUUGAGAAUUAUUUACGCGAACAAGGUUUUAAUUCAUUGGCUUUGAACAUACGCAACGAACUUCUUCGUUUGAUUGGUACUGGUAUCAUUCUUCUCUGGCUGAUUCUUCAAAUAGAACCUGUACUACAAAAUAUGUCUCAAAUUUUAAAUAAUACCGAGCAAAUCAAAACCCAACUUUGCAACUAUUUGCCAGUUGUCAUGACUGAACAAAUUAACAAAGCUAUCUUAUUUUAUCAACAAACUAGCCAACGUAAUGAUAAACAUAGAAAAUGGUUCGACGAAUUUUAUCGUACAUUACAUACAUUUACAACUGAUUGUUUUCCAUUGAAAAGUAGAAAAUUUCAUACAGGUACACAAGAAUAUCGUGAUUAUUACGAUCCAAUAAGAAAAAUGUUAUCAGCCCUUGAAUUAUCAUCAUCAUUUACAUUAUUUGAAGAUGAAAUUCUUUCAUCAAUAAAUCGUUUUAUAAUUAAAUUAAACGAUCAUAAUAAACAAAUGAAUUUUGCUUGA